Molecule: messenger RNA, 5013 nt
Organism: Microbotryum saponariae
Lineage: Eukaryota; Fungi; Basidiomycota; Microbotryomycetes; Microbotryales; Microbotryaceae
Source: the annotation of a GenBank genome assembly
AUGGAACAAGACGAAACGCACAGGUCCUUACCCUCGGCCAUGGCGGCCAAGCUCUCCUCUCGGCUGUCAGACUGGCUCCGCCGAUCGUCCUCUACGGAAUCGGUCCCAGCCUCCACCGCGGACGCCCAAUCGAUCAAAACCGGAAUAAAACACUCGUCGUCGCUCGAUGAAUCCGAGCAACCUGAUCCAUUGGACAAUCAUCCCACUCUGGAGAAGAAUGCCGGUCGGACCUUGUCUCGGACCGACUCGGGUACACCACACAUCCAGGAGAACAAUGCCUUUCUCGACGCCGCCGAUCUGGAUCCCGAAUUUCUAGAUAAGAAUGGGAAGGAAGUACGAAGAGAAUACCAAAUAUAACUGCUUGUUUAUGGGUAUAAUCUGACGACUGAUCAUAUUGUGUCACAGCGUCCGAUCGAGACUGCUCAAGAUUUUGCAACUCGGUGAGUCCGGACCCAACUGUGGAUAAGGCGAAUGAUGCGUCGUGUUCAAAUAAGUACUAACGCCUAUAAAUUAUCCUAUGUUCGAUUAGUCUCAUGUCACUGGAAGACGACCCAUCGAUGCAAGUGCACACAGUACGAAUGUGGACCAUCGGCAUCGCCCUGACCGUCUGUGAGCAGCGUCCCCGUGCGACAGAGUACCACCAGCUUUCCAGACUAAAUUAACUUCGUUUUGCAACAGUUGGCGGAGUGAUGGGCGAAAUCCUCAAAUUUCGACCUCAAGCAUUGGACGUAUCCGCCUUGUUCCGUAGGUCACGACCGGCCUCGAACUGAAUCGAAUACCACGCCUGACGUGAAUUAUCUACUCCCCUCAGUGCAAAUUGUCGCAUAUAGUACGUUACAAACCCACUACGAGCCUCGCAGAUUUUUGGUCGUCCGGGAGUAUUGACGACGACUCUUCUUCGCUACAGUCAUGGGUGUCGCAUGGCACAAAGCUCUUCCCAAGGCCGACAAGAGCCGUUUCUGGGCAAUACUGAAUCCGGGGCCUUUCAACAUCAAGGAACAUGUCUGUAUCACCGUCAUGGUCGGAGCUGGAGCUGCGGGAGCACUUGCGCUCCCCGCGUUUGCCGCUGAGAGGUUGUACUGUGAGUUCUGCUUGUGAGGAUGGGGAUCGCUCGAGAUGUAACACUGAUUCCGGGCAUGCUUCUGCAGACAACGUCUCGCAAAAGGAUUCACUAGCGCUUAUGACUUUGAUUGGUGAGCAAAGACGCGAGGAAAACUACACCAACGCCUCGAGCUGAUUCUUCCUUUAUAAACAACCUUGUUGCUCACAGCUUCGCAAUUCUGCGGUUAUGGCAUGGCUGGACUGUUCCGAUCCGUGGUCGUGUACCCGACGUACGCCGUCUGGCCGUCCUUAAUCCCUACCGUGUCACUUGUGGACACUUUACAGUGAGUUGAAUAAAGAUGUGUAGCGUAUCUGAGGAAAGAGCGCGGGCUCGCUCAAUCGAGAGCCGCUGGCGAGGGGAGCCUGCUGCGCAAAAUCACAUCGCUUCUUACGGUUUGAGCAGAGAGCUGACGUCUUUCCGAACCUUACCCAGUCGUGACGGUGAUCUUUCCGUCCAAAAACGCCGAUACAAGGUCUUCUGGAUUGUGAGCGGAAGGACGCCGGCUGUUACUCGUAGAAGAGAGGAGAGCUCACCAGAUUCGGCUACAAAUUCUCUUCCUUCUCCAACAGGUUCUCGGCACGACUUUUGCAUGGGAAUGGUUCCCUCAGGUCAUUGCGCUCACAUUGACUGGUAUCAGCGUAUUUUGGUGAGUGAGAGAACUGAAGUUUGGUCUGCUUCAUUCACACGCUUGAACUCAUUACCCCUUCCUUGCCCUUGCGCCUUGGCUUGCGCGCAGUCUCGCGAACCGUACGAGCACCAACUUUACCCGUCUCUUCGGCGGUACGACGGGAGCGGAAGGUCUUGGACUAUUCUCCAUCAGUUUUGACUGGCUUUCGAUCACUUCGGGUACGUUCAUUGCGAAUAUAGCUCUGAUUAAAGCCACAGAUCUGAUCCCAUUGCGUUGGUACAUGAUCACAGUGCCUUUGUUCCUGCCUUGGGGCACAACCGUUUCUCAAGGCGCCGGUGUGAUCCUAGCCGCUGUCGUGUCAAUUGCAGGAUAGUGAGUUGCGCUCGAUCCUUAUGUUUGAAAUCGUUUCUGACCGUAACCUCCGCUCAUUGUUUCAGCUACGGCAAUGUCUGGAACUCGCGCCAGCUUCCUAUGCUGGGAAGCACGCUUUUCUACGGGGUGAGUGCGCACGGCAACGACGCCGAUGGACCCUAUGUUCAUAAACCAAACCCAUUGAGUCCGAACACGUCUUGUAUGAUUGCAGAACGGGACCCUGUACAAUCAAAGCCUCAUCUUAGAUGAAGAUCACCAGCUCAACAAAACCGCACUGGCAAUACAAGGUAGGCGCACUCAUGCGGUCUUGAAAACAUGAAGUCCACUCACAUUCUCUCGUCUUGAUUCUCCGUAUAACGACAGGUCUCCCUUCAUUUACUUGGACGCGUGCUGGUGCGUAAUAACCUCGGACGAGCUAUCUCAUAGCAUUUUCAUAGUGAUUCACGAGACACUGAUUCGGGUUCGCUUGUCUGCAGUUUACAACAUCGGUACCAACCUUAGUAUUACAGCGUCAAUCGUUCAUGUGAUUUUGUGAGUUGAUGUGACGGGAGGAAGCUGCUGUAUGCGAGACUCACUAUGUUUGACACUAGGUGGUACCACCCGAGAAUCAUCGAGGCGUGGACAAAGUGGCGUGGCAAGCUUCAAGAUGACGCACAUUAUCUCAAGAUGCAAGUCUGUAAGUCUUGCGACGUUUUCGCUUCUCCCAUCGCAAUGCUUAUAGUUCUCGAAGAACUGAUAAUUUAUAUCUCUCUUCGCACUAAGACCCCGAAUGCCCGGCCUGGUGGUAUAUAGCCACCGUCGGCGUCUCCUUCAUCCUCGCCCUCAUUCCUCUGUACUUGUCGAAUACCGGUCUUCCUUGGUGGGCCCUCGUCAUCGCCUUUAUAUUCGCCGCAGCAUACCUGCCUGGUAAGCCCAGAAAGACUAUCUUCGAACGCUUUGGGCCUAUAGAUCUGACAUAGGAAAGAUUGCGCAGUCGUCGUGCUAUUGCAGUCGAUUACCGGUUUUGGCAACACGGCUGGUGCUCUGACUCAAAUGUAAGCACUUCAAAUCUAUGGGUUCAUGUCUAACGGCUGAUUGAGGCGUUGCUUCUACUUAGGCUCGGCGCUGAACUGGUCCCGCACAACGCUCGAGCAAAUCUCUACUUCCGAGUAAGUUCUCAUCCGCUCAGCACCAUCUCCCAGGACAGUCCAGACUUACCCAGGCGUUCGCUUCACUCCUUUAGCUCUAUAGUAGUCACAGUGUCGCACAAGGCGCCGUGAUGACCAAGACUCUCAAGGUGAGCUGCUUUGGGCAUCAACCCACUCUGCAGGAGUGAGAUGCUGAUCUUGGUCUGUGCGGUUCCACUCUUCCUUUCGAGAUUUCAGUUUGGCCAAGUAAGUCAUCAUCGGAAUCCAUAAAGACAUAGUAAAGGAUUGAUUCUAAUUCGUAUUUAUUGUACCUUCAUCACAGUACACAAAGGUAAAACCGACUCGGAUCUGCGCAAGUUUGGGUAAGGAACACUAAUCACAGUGUUCACCCCCUCCCUGUGUUCAGAUCCCACCUCGUGCAAUGUUCGUAAGUCUAUUAGCCCGCACUGAGGAAGUCUAAGUUCGGAUGUGCACAGGACUAACCCCAAUGUGUUGUAAUCCACCAGUUGGUGCAAUUCUUCGGGACCUUCGUCGGAUCGAUCUGCCAAUACGGGAUUGUCAGUUCCUGGCCUUUCAAGCGUCAUCGGUCGCAAGCACUAAAGCCAACCCUUUUGGACUACAGAUGCAUUGGAUCGUGACGACGCAUUUCGCGACGUUGCUCACCGUCGAAGGCACCAGUCAAUGGACCGGCUCGAGUGUCCAAGCUUUCAACGCGCAGGUAAGCCCCGGGGGCAGGUGGCGCGGCAGUAUACAGGAGCCCAAACUGACAUGUCCAUCGGAAAUCGAUCGUGUUAUAGGCAGUCACGUAAGCUUAAAAUCUGAGCAGGCCCUCGAAGUGAUGUGACAACUAACUCGAGGUAAUCUUUGAUCGAAUAGCUGGGGAGCGCUCGGAAAGGAAAUGGUCAGUUGUUCUUACCUCCGGUGUGCGUGUCUUCUGUGGGACUCUUUACUGAUCAAAUUUGAUCAAUCCCAUUACAGUAUGGUCCAGGUACAUCCAAAUGUUGGCCCAACUUCAUUUACAAUCGGAGCUCACGAGCUCACCCACCUUUCAUUCUUUUCAGGCAACAAAUACUUCAUCGUUCCCAUGGCACUCGGUCAGUCCGAGAAACCACUCGACGAUGCCUCUACCGUUUCAGAUCAGUUUCUGACACUCCUUUUGUGUCUCCCAGUCAUUGGAAUGUUCGUCCCCAUCCCCCUCUGGGUCGCACAUCGCUACUAUCCCAAACUCGGCCUCAACCGAGUCAUCACUCCCGCGCUCUGCUCGGCCAUCGGGCUGCUCUCUGUAAGCUCUCUUAUCCUACACCCCGAAACCACCCGAGCAAGUGUCCCGACUCAUCUUCUCAUUCGGUUCAGUCCGGUAUCACUUCAAGCAUAAUGUCGUACUUUAUGGUCGCCAUCUUUUCGCAGUUCUACCUGCGCACACGCCAUCCCACCUUCUUCCGAAAGUACAACUACCUCGUCGCCGCCGCUCUCGAUGUAAGUACCACCUGUAUCGUAACUCUUACUUCCCGCUCCAAUACGAUUGUGGACUUAAAAACUUUAUAUGCUCACUGAACUGGACAGGGAGGUACACAAUUGAUGGUCUUCGUGGCGACCUUCUCCAUCAACGGCGGUGGGAGCGUCGUUCGCCAGUUCCCCUACUGGGCCCUCAAACCCCGAGGGCAUCACGAUUGUCAGUCCUGCUCCAGCCUUUUUUCCUUCCGAGUGAGAAGGGAACUCGACUUAAGCACUCUUCUUUCUUCGGAUCAGAUUGCGCGAUGCUGCCCAAACCGGGAAAAGCAUGA